Pneumocystis murina B123 is the source of this 3707-nucleotide messenger RNA. RefSeq lists its product as hypothetical. The transcript is spliced from 6 exons. Gene Ontology annotation, molecular function: guanyl-nucleotide exchange factor activity; protein binding. Gene Ontology annotation, cellular component: plasma membrane. Bases 1 to 3672 code for a protein of 1223 amino acids. The record is from RefSeq and is a predicted model, not a curated record. NCBI's taxonomy places the organism in Eukaryota, Fungi, Ascomycota, Pneumocystomycetes, Pneumocystales, Pneumocystaceae. Gene Ontology annotation, biological process: positive regulation of GTPase activity; Ras protein signal transduction.
AUGUUUGAUUCAAAUGUUUUGGAAACAGAUUUUUUUGUAAAUGAUAACACAUCUCCAGAUUCACAAGUGAUAAUAAAAACUAUUUCUAACAUCAUUCCUAAGGAUCCUAAAUCACAUACAACUGUAUCAUUAUCUAGAAAAAAUAAAACUGAAGAUUUUCGUUCCAUGGGAAGCAGAUAUAAAACUUUAACAGGGGAGCUCAAAUAUAAAAAACGUCUAUCUCUUGUUCGUGCUAUCUAUGAUUUUAAUUUGCCUAAACUUUCAUCUUUAAAAUUUGUUGCAGGAGAUAUAAUAGAAGUACUUAAUAGGAUGGAAAAUGGCUGGUGGGAUGGUGUAUUGGGUGAUCAAAGAGGUUGGUUUCCCAGUAAUUAUGUUCAACAUCUGGAUGAAAAUGAAAUAAAUGAAUUUGAAGAAGAUGAGAAUAAUGAUCACGAUACCUAUAAUAUACAAAUUGGUUUGGAACAAAACAUGAUCGAAGAGAAUUCUAUUGAAUAUUUACAUCAAGAAUCACAAGAUAUUAAAGCUAAUGACCAUUCUUUACGUGAUUCUAUUUGGAUAUCAGAUGUUUUAAAUGAAAAGCCAUAUUAUCCUAAUACUGAAAAAGAAUCAUCAGAAGCUAGUUUUCCAUAUUUUCUAGCAUCUAAUGAUCAAUUUAAUAGUAAUUCAAAGAAGGUUCAUAAGAAAAAAUCAUUAUCACUUACAACAGACAAGAAGUUAAAUGAUUUAAGUUUUCUUCUAGAUAUGUCUAGCGUUUUAAAGAGUCCGUAUUUUGAGAAUGAUAUAACUGAAAAAAUGCAUCGAAUUGAAAAUAAAGAAGAAUCAAAAGGAGUCCAUUUAUAUACAUUUCCACAACGAUCUCCAUCUAUGAAAGGUUUAUCUCCUCUUGAAGCAUUUAUUAUUUCAAGUUAUGAAGAUAAAUUAAAUAUUGUUUCUUCAUCUGAGGCUUCGUUGCAUAAUGAAGAUAGCUCCAGAAUAUCUGAUUCUGAUGAUGGUUCAAGCAUUUUAAUGCCUAUUUAUUAUUGUCCUUUGCAAAGCUCUAUCGACUCUAAAGAUGAUAAAAGUACAUAUUUAAACUCUAAAGCACUAAAACUUAUACCUGAAGAAUUAAUACCUUCUUAUAAGAAAAUAUUACAGAAUAUGCGUCAAUCAAUUAAUGAUUUACAUAAAUUUGUUGAAUUAAAAAUGAAAGUUUUAUUUCAAAAAUUAUGCGAUUCAAUCAGAAUUACAAUAAUUUAUCUUGUACAUGCAUCAGGUAUGCUAAGAAUUGUUUCAAUUCUUGGUAAUUCUCUUCCAACUAUAAUAUCCAUAUCAGAAAGUGAUUUUAAAACUAUUAAAUGGUAUUAUUGGAGAAUUUUGACAGCAUUAAGUAAACUCAUUCUUUCAACAAAACUUGCAUCGAGUGAAUGGUUACCAGAAAAUAUAAAAUCCAGUGUUCUUAAUGAUGCAGAAGAUAUAAUUAUUAUAGUUGAGGAAUAUAUUAAAUUUAUAGUAUCAAAAAAUUCUAUAUAUAGAACACCAUGUAAAUUUCGAUUAGGAUUUAUUAAAGAUCGACAAGUUGGUGGAGGUUGGAGAGGGAAUGGUUUAAUCGUGUAUACGAAGCCUACAGUUCACAAUAAUAUCUUGUUAGAGUUAGAAAUACAGUCUUCUGACAAUUUAACUUUGAAACCAUUAUCUCAAGAACUUCUCUCAAAACUGAAUACAUCGUUAAAUGAGAUUAAAUGUUUACUUAAUUAUUUCCAAAAAAAAUUAUUAAAACCUAGUUUUUCUGAUGAUGAAAAAAAGGCGUCAAUUAUAAUUUCUGAUUUCUUUAUAAUUCAUGAAACAAAAACUAUUUUGAAGUCAAUCAGGAUAUUUAUGGAAAUGAUCGAAUCUGUUGAUGUUACACCAUUAGAAGAAACUUGUGGAGAUACAUAUUCACCUACAUUAUUUGAUUUUUUAAAUGCUAAACAGGCCUUAUAUGAUUCGAUAAAUACAUUCGUACUUAUAGUUCAAAGUUUUCCAAAAUUUAUAAAUAUUUAUAAUAAUAAUCCUAUUAUGUCAAUAGUUAAUUCUUCAAGAAAUAUCAACUGUUCUUUACAGAGUUUAAUGAUGACGAUUGAAUUUCUUGUAGGCGAAAAAGAAAUACGGACUAAAAAGUGUUCUGAAGAUCCAAUGUAUUCGCAUCAUCGUACUUCAUCUAAAAAACUAUCAAUGUCUAGUAAUAUAUCUAUGGAGUCUGAUGAUUCUAAAAGUGUUUUAAAAGCUUCUCCUACGACACCUAGAACUAAAACAAAAUUAAAAAAGAUUUUUGGAGAUGAAUCCCCUUUUGGAAAAUGUUCCCCUCAAAAAGUGUUUUCAAUGCUUGAAACGCAAAAUGAGCCAAUUCCAUGGUUUUUAAAAUAUAAUCAUGAAGGAAAAAUUAUAUAUGAUGAACAAGGUUGUUUAAAAGCUGGGACAUUAGUGGGAUUAAUUGAACAUUUAACAAGACAUGACUUGCUUGAUUCAUUAUUUAAUAAUACACUCUUGUUAACUUAUAGAACUUUUACAUCAGCUGAAAACUUUUUUAAUCUUUUAGUAGAACGAUUUAUGAUAGCUCCACCAGAAAAUUUAAAACCUCAUGAACUAGAAAUUUGGAUCGAAAAAAAACAAAAACCUGUUCGUCUUAGAGUAUUCAAUAUUUUAAAAAUUUGGCUUGAAAGUUAUUUUAUGGAGCCUAUGGAUGAAAAUUCAGAAAGAUUACUUAAUCAAAUUAAAGAAUUUACUAUUAAUAUAUUGUCGGAAUCUAUUUCCGGGGAAAAUCUUGUGCGGAUUAUAGAUAAAAGGAUGAAAAAUGAAGACAGAAAUUAUUUUCGUAAACUUAUGUUAAAUAUUGGUUUUGUUGCUCCUCCUAUAUUGCCGAAAAAUUUAAGGAGAUUUAAAUUAUUGGAUUUAGAUCCAUUAGAAGUUGCAAGGCAACUUACGAUAAUGGAAAGCAGGAUUUAUAAUAAAAUCAAGCCAAUAGAAUUCUUAAAUAAAGCAUGGAGUAAACAUCUUUGUAAUGGUAUUGCUGAAAAUAUUAGAUCAAUGAUUUUGAAAUCAAAUCAAAUUACUGGAUGGGUUACACAAACUAUUCUUAGUCAAACUGAAGUAAAAAAAAGAGUUCGUAUUUUGAAACAUUUUAUUAAUAUUGCUGAUAGAUGUCGAAGCUUAAAUAAUUUUUCUACAGUUACUUCAAUCAUUUCUGGAAUAAAUUCAGCACCAAUACAUCGUCUCAAAAGAACAUGGGAAUUGGUUACUAAAAAGACUAUAAAUACUUUUGAUUCAUUAAAUAAAAUGAUGGAUUCAACGAAAAAUUUCUCUGAAUAUCGGGAAUUAUUACGUUUAAUUAAUCCACCUUGUGUCCCAUUUUUAGGUGUUUAUUUAACUGAUCUAACGUUUAUUGAGGAUGGAAAUCCGGAUAUGAUUAAAAAUUCUAAAGAUUUCAUAAAUUUUUCUAAACGAAUAAAAACAGCUGAAAUUAUACGAGAAAUUCAGCAGUAUCAAUCAAUCUCAUAUUCUUUUCAAGUUGUUCCUGAAAUACAAUCUUAUCUUUUGGAAUGUCUUGAAGGAAUGGAUAAAUUAAAUGAUAUGUAUGAUCUCAGUUUAGGAAUUGAACCACGUGAAAGGGAUGAUGAAAAGUUAGCAAGAUUGCUUCAGGAAUCAGUAUUAUUAUAAAAUAUGUUUGAAUAAACACUUAGGAUUUAUUAUAC